AUGGAUGUUUUACGUUAUCACCCCUUGUUACGCUUGAUUUUGGACAAAGAAUUAGAUAGAGAAGAUGAAAAAGACAUCAUGCUCUCGCUGACUGCAUAUGAUGGCGGCUCUCCUCAGAGAUCAGGUACAGUAGUCAUACAUGUCACUGUGCUGGAUGCUAAUGAUAAUGUACCAGUGUUUAGUCAGACAGUCUAUAAAGCCAGUCUGCCUGAAAACUCUCCUCUUGAUACAUUGGUGAUCACAGUGAGUGCAAGUGAUGCAGAUGAAGGAUUAAAUAGUGAAAUUGCAUAUGCAUUUGAUCAUGCAUCUGAUGACGAUAUUAAUGUAUUUACAUUGCAUCCUAAAACUGGAGAUGUUAGAGUGGCUGGUGUUGUUGAUUAUGAAAAAAAGUCAUCAUAUGAAAUGCAAAUAAGCGCAAUAGAUGGUCUUGGAUUGAUUUCAUAUGGUUCUUUGAUUAUUGAAGUCACUGACAAAAACAACAACACCCCAGUUAUACAACUAAAAUCAUUGAAUAUUGGAAUACCAGAGAAUGUGUCACCUGGUACAGAGGUGGGCAUCAUUAAUGUUCAGGACAGAGACUCUGAGCAGAAUGGACAGGUCCACUGCUCCGUUCAACAAAAUGUCCCCUUUAAGUUAGUUCCUUCUAUUAAAAACUAUUAUUCUCUGGUGACUACUGGACAACUGGACCGUGAACUAUUGUCUGAUUACAACAUUACAAUCAGUGCCACUGACGAGGGCUCUCCUCCUCUGUCCUCCUCUAAAAGUCUUCACUUAUCUGUAGCAGACAUCAACGACAACCCACCUGUGUUUGAGGAACAGUCCUACAGUGCAUAUGUGAGUGAAAAUAACAAAGCUGGAUCCACUUUAUGUUCUGUUAGUGCUCGAGACCCUGACUGGAGACAGAAUGGUACCGUGAUUUAUUCUCUGUUAGUUGCUGAGGUGAACGGUGCCCCGGUGUCCUCCUAUGUGUCUGUUAACGGAGACACAGGUGUGAUCCACGCUGUCAGGUCAUUUGAUUAUGAACACUUGAGGAGUUUUAAAGUCCACGUCAUGGCCAGAGACAACGGUUCUCCUCCGCUGAGCAGCAACGUGAGCGUCAGUGUGUUCAUAUUGGAUGUGAAUGACAACUCUCCUCAGAUACUGUACCCCUCCCCAGAGGGUAACUCCUUCAUGACCGAGCUGGUCCCCAAAGCUGCACACGGAGGCUCUGUGGUGUCCAAAGUGAUAGCGGUGGACGCAGACUCCGGACAGAACGCCUGGCUGUCCUAUCAUAUAGUCAAGUCCACUGAUCCAGGACUUUUCACCAUUGGUCUCCACAGUGGAGAGAUCAGGACCCAGCGGGACAUUUCUGAAUCUGACAGCAUGAAACAGAACCUGAUUGUGGCAGUGAAAGAUAACGGACAGCCCCCUCUCUCUGCCACCUGCUCCAUGUAUUUACUUAUUUCUGACAACUUGGCUGAGGUCCCAGAACUGAAGGACAUUUCUUAUGAGGAGAAGAAUUCCAAACUGACGUCUUAUCUGAUCAUCGCGCUGGUGUCUGUGUCCACCUUCUUUCUGACCUUCAUCAUCAUCGUCCUGGGUGUGAGGUUUUGUCGCAGGAGAAAGCCCAGACUGUUGUUUGAUGGAGCAGUUGCCAUCCCCAGCGCGUAUCUGCCUCCUAAUUACGCAGAUGUUGACGGCACAGGAACUUUACGCAGCACCUACAACUAUGACGCCUACUUGACAACAGGUUCUAGAACCAGUGACUUUAAGUUUGUGUCUUCUUACAAUGACAACACGCUGCCUGCGGACCAGACUCUGAGGAAAAACCCUUCUGACUUUGAUGAUGAUCUUCAUGAUUCUUUUGACCCUUUGGAGUUAGAGAAGCUCAAUGCUUGA
Entelurus aequoreus (snake pipefish) is the source of this 1878-nucleotide messenger RNA. Its product is annotated as protocadherin gamma-A12-like. Gene Ontology annotation, molecular function: calcium ion binding. Gene Ontology annotation, cellular component: plasma membrane. Gene Ontology annotation, biological process: homophilic cell-cell adhesion. The transcript is spliced from 3 exons. The record is from RefSeq and is a predicted model, not a curated record. Bases 1 to 1878 code for a protein of 625 amino acids. Lineage: Eukaryota; Metazoa; Chordata; Actinopteri; Syngnathiformes; Syngnathidae.